GCCAUGGCUCACCAACUCCGCUUCGCCUGCCGGCUAUUGGUCUGCUGGGUGGUGGUAACCGUGGCAGAAGGACAAAAAGCAGUAGCCACCCCUCUUAGAGGCUCACAAGAUGAUGGAGGCCCUACAGACUGCGAGAUCUUUACACUCACCCCUCCACCCACCAUAAGGAACCCGGUGACGAGGAUUCAGCUCGUCCCAAGGACACCCAAGUGUCCCUUUCAUUUUUUUCCACAAGGGCCUAGAGUCCACAUUAGGUUUCCAAACAGACCUUUCCUUCCUCGGAAGUGCAAUCGUCGUUUUCAGUUUCGUCCGUUCUUUUGGCCACACAGUCGCCUCACUCCUCAUUACAGAUACUUCCCCAGAAGAAAACUGUGGAGAAGAAGCUCCUCUGAAGAAAGCAGAGAGAAAAGAGAAGCCCCAAACAUGCUGAUGCAAAAGAGGCCAAUACCUCCGAAAAGAGAUUAAAAACAUUCCUGCUUUCUUUUUCCAAACUAAAGUGAUUGGAGUUGAACAUGAAGUAUCUUAAACACCACAGACUAGAAAUCGUUCUUGAUGUCUGCAGGGAAGAUAUCGGCUUACAGGAUAUUCAUGUUUGCCAGAUAGGAGCGAUAACUACAUUACCCUUAUCCCCAACUUUUUAAGAUCUCAGGAUAUUCAUGCAAAUAAAAUCCUAAAAUGGGUGGUUCCAAGAAUUCCUGUACAGACUGCAAUGCCAGGAGAAUCAGCUCUCUCUUCUAAAUUAAAGUGAAAGCAUUUAAACAAAUCGAUAUAAACCAAAUGAAGACAUUAAUGACACCCUUUUUACUCACUGGAAAAUUUACAGAGCGAAGCGCAUUUACAAAGUGAACUGUAAAGGAAAUUAUAGAAAACUGAAAGUUUAAUGUUAUUCUUAUUCUAUUCUCUGUUUGGCCAUGGUGUAGAUAGUGGCUACUUACUCAUUUAUCUUUUACCAAGGUGUAAUUGACAUGACAUUAUAUUAGUUUCAGAUGUACAAUGUAAUGAUUCCAUAUUUGUAUAUAUUGCAAAAAAUCACAAUAAGUCCAAUUAACAACCAUUACCAUACAAGUUACGAUUUUUUUUUCUUAUGAUGAGAACUUUCAGGAUCCACUCAGUUUUCUAAUAACAACAACAAAAGAAUUAUACUCAUUAAAGCAAAACAAAGUUAUGGGGCAUCUAAGAUAAUACCUUGAAGAUAUCAUAAACUAAAUUACCUAACUUAAAAAACUAUUUUUUAACUGUAAUAUCUAAAGUUACUUUUAUGUUGACUUUUUAAGCAACCAGUGCAAAUUAGUUUGAUAAGUAUCUCACUGUUUCUCACCUUAUCAUCAUAUGGAUACUAGCUUAGAUUGCUUAUUAUUUAUUUCCCCUAGAACUUUCAGUAAGGUUCCAGACUCAAAGUCUGAUUAAAAGUUUACAUGGAUGAUUUCAUUCAUAUGUAGAAUUUAAGAAACACAGC
Molecule: messenger RNA, 1456 nt
Organism: Lynx canadensis (Canada lynx)
Lineage: Eukaryota; Metazoa; Chordata; Mammalia; Carnivora; Felidae
Gene: ODAPH
Product: odontogenesis associated phosphoprotein
Exons: 2
Coding region: 4-465 (153 amino acids)
Biological process (GO): positive regulation of enamel mineralization
Source: RefSeq, a predicted model, not a curated record